Molecule: messenger RNA, 2162 nt
Organism: Gastrolobium bilobum
Lineage: Eukaryota; Viridiplantae; Streptophyta; Magnoliopsida; Fabales; Fabaceae
Product: serine/threonine-protein kinase GRIK1-like
Exons: 13
Coding region: 599-1834 (411 amino acids)
Biological process (GO): protein phosphorylation; intracellular signal transduction
Cellular component (GO): cytoplasm
Molecular function (GO): ATP binding; protein serine/threonine kinase activity
Source: RefSeq, a predicted model, not a curated record
UCACAUUUCGCUCAUUUAACCAUAUUUUUUUCUUCAGUUACACCCCCAACUUUCCAUCCUCCUCUCUCUUCUACCCGAUUGAUGUCUUCCACUUAGGGUUUUUUCUGCAUUUAGAUUCCUCCUUCUAUCGCUUUCUCCUCCUCAUUCGCAAUUGCAAUAGGAUUUUCGCUUCCUUCGAGAGGGAAUUUCAGCUUUCUCGAUUGAAUUUUGGAGUUAGGGUUCCGAAUUUUACUCCAAAGGCCGUCCGUUCGUGCUGGAAUUUAAGGCUUUUGGAGCUGCAGAGAUAGGGUUCUUCAAUUUUGGUAUUUCCCCCCCAGAAAAUUAAAAAAGAGGUCAACGAAUUGUUGUUGGUGAAUUGUGGGCUGAGCCUGUAACCAUUGUUAUAAACUGGAGUUAUCACAAUGUUGGGUGUGAAUCGUAGUGGGUUUAAUUUCUCGAGCGGUUUUCUCCACCUAGCUGAAUGGCAUCCCUUAGAAUAGCAAUGUUAACCAGGGCUUGAAGCCCUUCCCUUCCUCUCAUAUAUACCAGGGUCAUCCGAGAACUUAGUUAUUAGGAUAUUUGAUUUGGGCCAAAAUACGUGAGUCAGAUUGAUGCUGUGAUGGAAGAUUAUAGGAGUUUUUCAUUUGCCAAAAUGAUGGGCUGCUGUAGUUGCUUCGGUUUCAUCAAAAAACCCAGACGUCACCGGGCUAAGCGUGGCAUCAACAAUUUUCUCUCCCGCCAGCUAUUGUCAGAUGGAGAAACUGAUGGUGAUGAGUUCUCCUACAGUGGCGAUGUUACUAGUAACGCCACCAGUGGAGAUGAUAGUGAGCUGCAAACUACUCUUCCCAAUCGUUCGGAGGAUAUUUUGAACUUUAGAGCACAGAAUGGCAUGGUUUGUAGGCGGUUUCCUGUUAAGGAGACUCACAAACUUGUUCGCUCAGAGGAUGAAAAUGGGUGCAAGAUGAUAAAUGAGUACGUUCGAGAGUAUAAGAUUGGUUCUGGAAGCUAUGGCAAAGUGGCUCUUUAUCGAAGUUCUGUUGAUGGAAAGCAUUAUGCACUUAAGGCCUUUCAUAAGUCUCAUUUACUGAAGCUUCGAGUCGCACCAUCUGAAACUGCCAUGACUGAUGUUUUACGUGAGGUACUUAUUAUGAAAAUGAUAGAACAUCCUAAUAUAGUCAAUCUCAUUGAGGUGAUUGAUGACCCAGAGUCGGAUGAUUUAUACAUGGUACUUGAAUAUGUGGAAGGCAAAUGGGUUUGUGAGGGUUCUGGUCGUCCUUGUGCUUUAGGUGAAGAAACUGCUAGGAAAUACUUGCGUGAUAUAGUCUCGGGAUUAGCAUAUCUUCAUGCUCAUAAUAUAGUGCAUGGGGAUAUAAAGCCUGAUAAUCUGUUGAUUACUCGUCAUGGCACAGUGAAGAUAGGAGAUUUCAGUGUCAGCCAGGCUUUUGAGGAUGGUAAUGAUGAACUUCGGCGAUCACCUGGAACUCCUGUUUUCACUGCACCAGAAUGUUGUUUAGGCCUUACUUAUCACGGUAAAGCUUCAGACACAUGGGCAGUAGGAGUUACUUUGUACUGUAUGAUCUUGGGUGAAUACCCAUUUCUCGGAGACACACUUCAAGAUACCUAUGACCGAAUAGUCAAUAAUCCUCUAGAACUCCCAGAUGACAUUGACCCGCAGUUAAAGAACUUAAUAGAAGGACUACUUUGCAAAGACCCAAGACUAAGGAUGACAUUGGACGAUGUUGCGGAGCAUGUCUGGUUUAUUGGGAAUGAUGGGCCAAUUGCUGAGUACUCGUGUUGGUGCAAACGCAAUAGCCUGGAGAGGGAAGACUCUGAUGGCAGCAAUAUGCUUGCUUGACCCAUACUGACUAAAUGAUUUUAAGUUGGAUUUCUUUACGUACAGUGAAAAGCCCCAUUGAUCCCCCCCCGCCCCCCCUUUUGACCUUAUGGACGUAUGUUAUGAUUAUAGAGGAAGUCUUGAAAGAAUCCUUGGAAUUUAAGUACAUACAGCUCCUGUUGCCAAUGAUAAGUUAACAAGUCGUGUUUAUUUUUGUAUGGUGAUGCAUUUGAUAGAGAGGUCUUGUAUACUUAUUCGCAUAUAAUGAGUUUUUUGCUCAACCAAACGGUGGUAGUUUAGUUGGUAGCAAAAGAGCUGAAUAAGUGAAAAAGAAAAGGUCUUGGUUCGA